This is a messenger RNA of Durio zibethinus, 1836 nucleotides long. Its product is annotated as germin-like protein subfamily 1 member 13. The record is from RefSeq and is a predicted model, not a curated record. NCBI's taxonomy places the organism in Eukaryota, Viridiplantae, Streptophyta, Magnoliopsida, Malvales, Malvaceae. Gene Ontology annotation, molecular function: manganese ion binding.
UGCCUCAUCUGCAAUGCCAGCAUGUUUAAUUUAAAUACUAGGAAAAUUAAGAAAGAAGUUUCUGUAAGGGAAACUGUCAACUUCAAUUGAAUUGCAAGUUAAAUUGGAUGAAGUGCUGGCAGCCUGCAGUAACUAUCAAUUUAUGCUAAAGUCAAUGGAGUACCUCAGUUAAUUCAAUACCCCAGUUCAGAAACAAGGAAAACAUUUGGAAUGCACAAGAAGACCACUUCCACGUCAAAAUGUAGUGAUUUAAGCAUUGGAAAUGGGGAUUCAAAAUUGAUAUACUUGCAUGGUGGCUGAAGAAUAAUUCAUCCUCAAAUAUUAUUGAGAAACAAAAACCAAGUCGCUGCUGACUUGGUAAGUCCAUGAGAAACAGGUAAAUACUUGUUCAAAGACUCAAACCUAUAAAUAGGCAUGCUUUCAAGAGCGAUUACUCAUCCUACCCAAGCAAGAAACUAAGAAAUCAAGCCUGAAACCAGCCUAGCUACAAUGAAAGGUGUUCAUUUCCUUGUAGCUUUUCUCUUCUUGGCUCUGGCUUCCUCAUUUGCCUCUGCCUCUGACCCCAGCCCUCUUCAGGACUUUUGUGUAGCUCUCAAUGACACAAAGAAUGCUGUAUUUGUAAAUGGGAAGUUCUGCAAGGACCCAAAGCUUGCCAAAGCAGAAGACUUCUUCUUUUCAGGGCUGAACAUGCCGGGAAACACAUCAAAUCAACUGGGAUCAAAAGUCACUCCUGUUAAUGUGGAACAAGUUGCAGGACUCAACACUCUUGGCAUAUCUUUGGCAAGAAUUGACUUUGCACCUUAUGGUGGGCUAAACCCCCCUCACACUCAUCCCCGUGCCACGGAGAUCCUAGUUGUCCUAGAAGGCACACUCUAUGUCGGCUUUGUUACAUCCAACCCAGAUAACCGUCUCAUCACCAAAGUCUUAUACCCAGGAGAUGUUUUUGUCUUUCCAGUUGGUCUCAUUCAUUUCCAAUUCAAUAUAGGGAACACUAAUGCCAUUGCCUUUGCUGGUCUCAGCAGCCAAAAUCCAGGAGUUAUCACCAUUGCAAAUGCAGUCUUUGGUUCAAACCCACCAAUCAAUCCUGAUGUUCUUGCCAAAGCCUUCCAGCUGGACAAGAAUGUGGUGAAAUAUCUUCAGUCAAAAUUCUGGUGGGAUAACAAUUAGACCAAUUUUCAACGUCCAUGGAACAGUUACUUAUUUGAACAAUUUUUGACAUGUUUCCAUCAUUUAUUUAGUAAUUAUUGUUGAAGUAAAAUAAAAUAAAAAAUAAAAAUGUUACUUAUGUAUCUCUGCUGAUGUAAUCCUCCAAUUGUAUGUUGAUUUUGGAUAUAUUAAGUUAUUACAGUUUGCUCCAAAUUAGGAGCUAAUGUCAACCUUUAUCUAGAUCUCAUUGAAAGCACCCUUUCUGAGAAUACUUUAAUUUAGAUCUUGGAAAGUUCCAAACUUAAUUGCCAGAAUCCAGAACACACUGAAUUUGUUAAUAAGAAGCCAAAGAUCCAGUGCCGCUGAGAAGAUUUAGAGAGACAUCUGAUCAUAGUUUCAGAAAGUUGAAAACUGAAAAACCCCCAACCAAAAGAUUACAAAUAAUGCAUGGAAUAUUGUUAAAGAGUCAAUCAACUGAUCUUCAUAGGGACCUGAAAACAUUCUGGACCUUGACCUUUCUGUGAGUCUCAUGGCAUUGCUGCAGCAAGUAUUUUGUCAUUAACCAUCUACCCAGCUUCAAGUUCAGGGCCUUUCUUGAGGGCAGUUACUACUGAUAUUGUCACCAAAUAACUAUUGCAAAAUGAUAAGCAACCAUUUCAAUAACAAACAGCAAUCGUUAACAAAUGACUC